GUGAAAUUAAAAACCACAGAGACAUACAGCGAGCUAGGACUCUGAGUCACAGCAUGGAGGAUGGGGAUUUACAGGAGAUCCUUGCAGUCUUAUGCAAUGCUGUACACCUCCACACAGCUGAAAGAAAGUGGUUUCCCAGGACAACUCAGAUGAUAAGCUGGUGCCUGUUGGCCCUGUCUGACACUGGGAAGCUCCUGGAGAUGGGAACUGGAGAAGGGAAGUCUUGUGUCAUAGCGAUGUUUGCAGUGCUGCGUGUGCUUAGAGGUGAAAAGGUGGAUGUGGUGUCCAGCUCUUCUGUGUUAUGUCAAAGAGAUGCUGAAGAAUGGGCAGAAUUCUACCAGUCCUUUGGCAUUACAGUCGACACAAACACAAAUAAAAAUGAGGAUAAAGAUCGGAAAGAAUGCUAUCAGAAGGACGUGGUCUAUGGAACCAUUGAAGCCUUUGCUGCUGAUCACCUUCGCCAAAUAUUUGAGAUGAAGGAUGUGAGGCCUGAUCGUAACUUUCAGUGCAUCAUUAUCGAUGAAGUGGACUCACUGCUGCUAGAUCAAGGAGUGCAGCUGACGUACCUGUCCAGCCCCAUGGUGUCCAUGCAGCACCUGAACAUUAUUCUCACCAUGAUCUGGAGCCACGUCAGUCAGCAUGGCUUCCUAUCUACAGGACACCAGACAUUUGUACGAGGUCCUCCUGCUUCAUUCUUCAAGGCUAUCUAUGACUCAAUGAACACAGAAGACACUGAAAUUAAUGAUCCAAUGGACAUUUUAAGUAUUGCUGAAGAAUCUAACAUUGUGCCAAAAGGAUUUACAGAAGAUAUGUACAAGAGUCAAAAGGAUGAACUUCUCAGUAAACUGAAAACAGUGAGUCAGGAUGCUAUGGUUGACUUUUUCAAAGAAAUUGAGGACUAUGUCCCUUACGGCUUUACUGUUUACACACUAGAUGACAAGGGACUGCUCUGUCUUCAAAAGUGCAGUCCAUACAAUGACCAGGACAUUCCAGAGCUUUCAUUUCUUGUCUUGGAGGAAGGAUUGUGUUGUCCUCUCUAUGAGUCAGAAGAAGUUCUCAUCAAGCCCAUUGCAGAAUUGAUCUCUGAGAGGAUUCAGUACACCCCGUGUGAAAACAAUAAAGAUAAAAUCAGCAUUCCUGGAUUCUUGAAGAAUCUGGUGGAGAAGAAAGUCUCAGUGUGGGUCCAGAAUGCCUUUCUGGCAAUGUUACUGAAACAAGGACGAGAAUAUGUUGUAGAAAAUGACAACGUCUGUCCAGUGGACUUCAGAUCCACUGGUAUUGUUGAACUGAAUAAGAAGUGGGGUGAUGGUCUGCAGCAGUUUGUGGAGAUUAAACACCAACUCAAACUGAGCACAAUUUCAACAGUGACAAACUACAUUUCCAACAUUUCUUUUUUUGAGAAAUACCAGGGAAAAAUAUACGGAACAACAGGAACACUGGGGAGCAAAGCAGACAUUCAGUUUUUGCAGGACCUAUAUCCAAAUCUCUCUGUGUGCAAAAUACCAACAUUCAACAGGAAGAAGUUAUUUGAGGUCAAAGGAACUCUGAAAAAAACAGCUGAAGAAUGGAAAUCUGAAAUAAAACAUGUGGUCAUGGCUCAGAUUUCCCCAAAUUCAUACAGAGAUGGAAGAGCAGUGUUGGUGAUCUGUGAAACUAUCAAUACAGCCAAAGAGAUCUACGAAGAGCUGAGGAGCAGCAUCCCAAGUAAAAGAGUGAUUCUCUACUGCCGCAGUGACAGAGACAGUUUGAGUAAAAUAGACAAGGAGCUGCUUCCUGGUGAUGUCAUUGUUGCCACAAACCUUGCCGGCCGUGGCACAGACAUUAAAGUGUCCAGAGAGGUGAACAAUAAUGGAGGUUUAUUUGUGAUCCUCUCCUUCCUUUCCGAGAACACAAGAGUGGAACUCCAGGCUUUUGGACGAACUGCACGCAAAGGUAAACCUGGAUCUGCUCAGAUAAUCAUUUCCACUGAACACCUGCAGCCAUCUUUCAGCACAGUGUCCUCUCUGGAGGAAGCCAAGAGCACAAGGGACCGACUUGCAGCAGAAAAGAUAAGUCACAUGAUGAACGAUGUUGCUGAGAUCAAACUGCGGGAGGACCUGUUUUCAGAAUACUGUGAAACACUUCAAGAUAUUUAUAACACCACUGAUGGAGACGAGGAAAGAGCUGUUGUUGCCAUCAUGAAUGAGUUCUGGGGGUUUUGGCUGCAAACUAAAUCAGAGGAAAUUGAUCAGUUGAAGAGAAAUGAAUUGGAAGAAAGUUUGAAAGCUGAUUUGUCAAAGGCAAAAAGUCAGUCUGAAAGUAGACUUCACCAUGUUCCAGCAUUUAUCACUACAUCAAGUUUGGAAAUAUUGCACUGGAUGAGAAAAAGUGGGAUACUGCAGCCAUAAUGUUUGAAAAAGCCAUGAAACAAGAUGAAAGCUGGGCAGCUGUAGCUUGUUACAAUGAUGCAUAUUGCACUAUACAACAAAAGAAAGCAGAUUACCUCACUAAGGCCAUAGAUGAUCUAAUGAAGGCACAGGAAUCUCUGAGGUUUCUCAAUGAGGAACUAAUAGUCUGUCUUCAGUUUGUAAAAAUGUCCUCUGCAGACUCAGCCAACAGCAACCCAACCAGCCUGGAAAAACAGUUAUCAACCAGGUCUACAAUGUAUAGUUACUUUGAUAAAAACAUUACUGAGGCUAUCCAAAAGUUAGAAGAAAUAAGAGAGAAAGGGAGGGAUGCAAUCGCCCCCAAAUCCCCGAUGUUCUCACUAGUUUCAGAUGCUGGUGAAGAUCUCCAAGUUGAAGCUUACGCCCUCUACAGUCGAGGUCUGAAAUGUGUGUUUUCUGUGGAAGAAAAGCCUCGUUUCUCAUGGGAAGGUCUGCUGGUGUUCUUUCUUGGAGUUUUACAGAUUGUUGGAGGAGCACUGCUCACUGCAUUUACAUUUGGAACAUUUGCUCAAGUUGGAAUGGGACUCAUUAUUGAGGGAAUAUCAGACUGCAUCACUGGCAUUGAGGCCAUGGUGACAGGAGAAUUCAGCUGGAAAUCAUGGGCUAUAGAAAAAGUCAUUUCUAUUGGUGUCUCUCUCACUGAGGUCGGAGUUGGAAAGCUGAUUUCAAAGGGCUUCAAAUGUUGUAAAAUCUUAGUUAAAUUUGGCAAACAGCUCAAGUCAAUGCCAAAAUUUCUCUCUAGACAAGCUAAAGAUGGCUUCAGUGCUGUUUUAAAGACAAAUAUGAAGAAUGCAGUAAAACACACAGCUAAACAAAUUGCACAAGAACAGGUCAGCGCUCACGAUCACAUGCUGAAAACAUCAAGAACUCCACGACUGCAGGCACCAUCCUUGAUAUCAGAGUCCUGUCAGAAGCCACUGGCACUAAAGUUGUCAUCCUAACAGAGGACAGCAAUGGAAGACUUACCAAAAUGCAGGAGCUGAGCCCAGACACUCGACAUGCCAAUCAAACUGUGACCCUGAUCUACAGACCAAAGAGCCACCAAUACCCCGAUGGUCACUAUGAUGUGCACAUCAAUAACCAGACAGUGAGCAUAGACAACAAAGGCAAGAGCUGUCUGUUUUAUGCUUUGGCACGUGGAAUGAAACCACAAGCCAGUGAAAAAGAGAUCACUUUGGAAGCAAAUCGUCUUCGAUCUGUGGAGGCCGAUACUCUCCUCAGUUACCCAGGCCAAUGGGAGCCUUUCAUCAAGCAGAAAGAAUUAACUGAAACAAUCAGGGGAGGGGACUGGUACAUGUUAGAGGGAGCUGGAGCCAGCCAUAAAAGAAAGCAACGCGUUACGUCUGAAAUUAGUUGGCCAAGUAGAAAAAUUCAAAAACUGGCAAACAUAUGCAAAAAAAAAAAUAAAGGAACUGGAAAGUUCAUCAAUGCAGAUCACCAGCCACCAGUCACUUGCAUAUUUAAGGCCAGAAAAUUGAACCAGAAUAGCAGAUUAGCAGAAGCCAUGCUUGAAGUGGCAACAAACUCAUCUACUGGGAACAUUUCUGAUGUGCACAAAUAUCAUGGCCGUGAACUUCCAACAGUUUAUGUACCUGCAGAAGUACAUCGUGAAUUUCCCAGUACAAAAUCACCAGCCUUCAGAGACCUUUUGGCUAAAACCAUAAGUAGUAAUGAUGUUGUGGGUACUUUCAAGCUGACAAUCCUUGGUUCAAUGCCAAAAUUCUGGUUGGAUAGUAGCAGGGACUUCAAAAACUUUCAGAAUACAAAUAUAAGCAAAAGCAGACUUAAAGAUUUUGAAAACAGUUUUCCACGCCACAGUGAAAAGAUGGUAAAUAAAUGGUUUGACCAGCUUAAAAACAAAGGUGUUAUGACAGAUGACCAUCUAACUACUAUUAAUAAUUGGAUCGCUAACCAGGGCUACAAAGAUCAAAAUGAUCCACACAGGAAAGAAGUUGCCAACCUCCUCUGAUGAAAAGUUUGCAAGAGAAGAGAAUGUGACUCUUACAAGCAAAUGAAGUACAGU
Messenger RNA from Oreochromis niloticus (Nile tilapia), 4449 nucleotides. RefSeq names its product protein translocase subunit SecA 1. The coding region runs from base 54 to 2387 and encodes 777 amino acids. NCBI's taxonomy places the organism in Eukaryota, Metazoa, Chordata, Actinopteri, Cichliformes, Cichlidae. Gene Ontology annotation, biological process: intracellular protein transport; protein targeting; protein import. Gene Ontology annotation, cellular component: membrane. Gene Ontology annotation, molecular function: ATP binding. The transcript is spliced from 2 exons. The record is from RefSeq and is a predicted model, not a curated record.